Molecule: messenger RNA, 8857 nt
Organism: Ornithorhynchus anatinus (platypus)
Lineage: Eukaryota; Metazoa; Chordata; Mammalia; Monotremata; Ornithorhynchidae
Gene: ITPR3
Product: inositol 1,4,5-trisphosphate receptor type 3
Exons: 58
Coding region: 60-8066 (2668 amino acids)
Biological process (GO): calcium ion transmembrane transport
Cellular component (GO): membrane; endoplasmic reticulum
Molecular function (GO): inositol 1,4,5 trisphosphate binding; inositol 1,4,5-trisphosphate-gated calcium channel activity
Source: RefSeq, a predicted model, not a curated record
CCCGCCCGGGCCCCGCCGGGGACAGGACGAGCCCGGGGCCCCGGCGGGCCGCCGCCACCAUGAGCGAGAUGGCCAGCUUCCUGCACAUCGGAGACAUCGUCUCCCUCUUCGCCGAGGGCUCCGUCAACGGCUUCAUCAGCACGCUCGGGCUGGUCGACGAUCGCUGCGUGGUGGAGCCGGCUGCGGGAGACCUAGACAACCCCCCAAAGAAGUUUCGAGACUGCCUCUUCAAGGUGUGUCCCAUGAACCGCUACUCAGCCCAGAAGCAGUACUGGAAAGCUAAGCAGACCAAACAGGACAAGGACAAGAUUGCGGAUGUUGUACUGCUGCAGAAACUGCAGCAUGCAGCCCAGAUGGAGCAGAAGCAGAAUGAGACAGAAAACAAGAAGGUGCAUGGGGAUGUGGUGAAGUAUGGCAGCGUCAUCCAGCUCCUCCACAUGAAGAGCAACAAAUACCUGACGGUGAACAAGCGGCUGCCGGCCUUGCUGGAGAAGAAUGCCAUGCGGGUCACGUUGGACGCCACUGGCAACGAAGGCUCCUGGCUCUUCAUCCAGCCUUUCUGGAAACUGCGCAGCAAUGGUGACAACGUUGUUGUGGGAGACAAGGUGAUCCUAAACCCCGUCAACGCAGGGCAGCCUCUGCACGCCAGCAACUACGAACUGAGCGACAAUGCCGGUUGCAAGGAGGUCAAUUCAGUCAAUGGCAACACCAGCUGGAAAAUCAACCUCUUUAUGCAGUUCCGAGAUCACCUGGAGGAGGUCCUGAAAGGGGGCGACGUGGUGCGGCUGUUCCAUGCGGAGCAGGAGAAGUUCCUGACGUGCGACGAAUACAAGUCCAAGCUGCAGGUGUUUCUGCGUACGACCCUACGCCAGUCCGCCACGUCUGCCACUAGCUCCAACGCCCUCUGGGAAGUGGAGGUGGUUCACCAUGACCCGUGCCGGGGAGGGGCCGGCCACUGGAACGGCCUGUACCGCUUCAAACACCUGGCCACGGGCAAUUACCUGGCCGCCGAGGAAAACCCCAGUUACAAGGGAGACGCAGCCGAGCCCAAGGCAGAAACGGGUGGCCCGGGGCGGGCCAGCCGCAGGAACGUAGGGGAGAAGAUCAAGUACCGACUGGUGGCCGUGCCCCACGGCAACGACAUCGCCUCUCUCUUUGAGCUGGACCCCACCACGCUGCAGAAGACCGACUCCUUUGUGCCACGAAACUCGUACGUGCGGCUCCGGCACCUGUGUACCAACACCUGGAUCCAGAGUACAAACGUCCCCAUCGACAUCGAGGAGGAGAGACCCAUCCGCCUCAUGCUCGGCACCUGCCCGGCCAAGGAGGACAAGGAGGCUUUUGCCAUCGUAUCUGUGCCGGUGUCGGAGAUCCGCGACCUCGACUUUGCCAACGACGCCAGCUCCAUGCUGGCCAGUGCUGUGGACAAGCUGAAUGCCGGCUUCAUCAGUCAGAAUGACCGCAGGUUUGUGAUCCAGCUGCUAGAGGAUCUGGUGUUCUUUGUCAGCGACGUCCCCAACAAUGGGCAGAACGUGCUGGACGUCGCGGUGCCCAAACCCAACCGUGAGCGGCAGAAGCUGAUGCGCGAGCAGAAUAUCCUCAAACAGAUAUUUGGCAUCUUGAAGGCUCCUUUCAAGGACAAAGGCGGAGAGGGGCCCCUGGUGAGGCUGGAAGAGCUGUCGGACCAGAAGAACGCCCCGUACCAGUACAUGUUCCGUCUCUGUUACCGCGUCCUGCGCCACUCCCAGGAGGAUUACCGCAAGAACCAGGAGCACAUUGCCAAGCAGUUUGGCAUGAUGCAGUCCCAGAUCGGCUAUGACAUCCUGGCCGAGGACACCAUCACGGCACUGCUGCACAACAACCGCAAACUCUUAGAGAAGCACAUCACCAAGACAGAGGUGGAGACCUUUGUUUCGCUAGUGCGCAAGAACCGGGAACCCAGGUUCCUGGACUACCUUUCAGACCUGUGCGUCUCCAACCACAUCGCCAUCCCCGUCACCCAGGAACUCAUCUGCAAGUGUGUUUUGGACCCCAAGAACAGUGACAUUCUCAUCAAGACAGAGCUGCGACCAGUGAAGGAGAUGUCCCAAGCACACGAAUACCUGAGCAUCGAGUAUUCGGAGGAGGAGGUGUGGCUGACUUGGACUGACCGGAACAACGAGCAGCACGAGAAGAGCGUCCGCCAGUUGGCCCAGGAGGCCCGCGCCGGCAAUGCCCAUGACGAGAACGUGCUCAGCUACUACAGGUACCAGCUGAAGCUGUUUGCCCGCAUGUGCCUGGACCGCCAGUACCUGGCCAUCCACGAGAUCUCCAAGCAGCUGGGCGUGGAGCUCAUCUUCCUGUGCUUGGCAGAUGAGGUGCUGCCCUUCGACCUGCGGGCCUCCUUCUGCCACCUCAUGCUGCACGUGCAUGUGGACCGGGACCCCCAGGAACUCGUCACUCCCGUCAAGUUUGCUCGCCUCUGGACCGAGAUCCCCACGGCCAUCACCAUCAAAGACUACGACUCCAACCUGAACGACUCCCGGGAUGACAAGAAGAACAAGUUUGCGAGCACCAUGGAGUUCGUGGAGGAUUAUCUGACCGGCGUGGUCAGCGAGCCUGCGCCUUUCGCCAACCAGGAGAAGAACAAACUUACUUUCGAGGUCGUCAGCCUGGCCCACAACCUCAUCUACUUCGGCUUCUACAGCUUCAGCGAGCUGCUGCGGCUCACCAGGACGCUCCUGGGGAUCAUCGACUGUGUGCAGAACCCUCAGGCCCUGCUGCAGGCCGAGUACAAUGACGACAACGGGAAGGAUGUCCGGCGGUCCAUCCAGGGCGUGGGCCAGAUGGUGUCCACCAUGGUGCUGAGCCGCAAGCCGUCGCUGUUCGGUGGCACCGGCCUGAGCGUGGCCGGCAGCCCCGAGUCCCUGGAGAGGGGCUGCAGCAUCGACAGUGAGAACAUCGUGGUCAUGGAGACCAAGCUCAAGAUUCUGGAGAUCCUGCAGUUCAUCCUCAACGUGCGCCUGGAUUACCGCAUCUCCUACCUGCUCUCCGUCUUCAAGAAGGAGUUCGUCGAGGUCUUCCCUAUGCAGGACAGCGGGGCAGACGGGACGGCCCCGGCCUUCGACUCCUCCACGGCUGCCAUGAACCUGGAACGGAUUGGGGAGCAGGCAGAGGCUAUGUUCGGGAUAGGGAGGACGAGCAGCAUGCUGGAGGUGGACGACGAGGGCGGGCGCAUGUUUCUGCGCGUGCUCAUCCACCUGACCAUGCACGAUUACGCGCCCCUCGUCUCCGGGGCCCUGCAGCUGCUCUUCAAACACUUCAGCCAGAGGCAGGAGGUCAUGCACACCUUCAAACAGGUGCAGUUGCUGAUCUCAGCCCAGGAUGUAGAGAACUACAAGGUGAUCAAGUCAGAGCUGGACCGGCUGCGGACGAUGGUGGAGAAGUCGGAGCUGUGGGUGGACAAGAAGAGUAGUCACAAGGGCGACGAGGUUGGGGAGGGGGCCAAGAAGGAGAAGAAAGAGCGCCCCAACGAGGAGGCCUUGCCCCCCACUGGGGAGAGAAGCAGCGAGAACUACCAGAUUGUGAAGGGGAUCCUGGAGCGUCUGAACAAGCUGUGCGGGGUGGGCGAGCAGAUGCGGAAGAAGCAGCAGCGGCUGCUCAAAAACAUGGACGCCCACAAAGUCAUGCUGGAUCUUCUGCAGGUCCCCUAUGAGAAGGGAGAUGCCAAGAUGCAGGAGAUUCUCAGAUCGACCCACCAGUUCCUGCAGAAGUUCUGUGCCGGGAACCCUGGAAACCAAGCUCUGCUGCACAAACACCUCAGCCUCUUCCUCACGCCCGGGCUCCUGGAGGCGGAGACCAUGCAGCACAUCUUCCUGAACAACUACCAACUGUGCGCGGAGAUCGGCGAGCCCGUGCUGCAGCACUUUGUGCACCUGCUGGCCACCCACGGGCGGCACGUACAGUACCUGGACUUCCUGCACACCGUCAUCAAGGCCGAGGGCAAGUACGUCAAGAAGUGCCAGGACGCCAUCAUGACCGAGCUGACCAACGCGGGAGAUGAUGUAGUGGUCUUCUACAACGACAAGGCCUCCCUGGCCCACAUGCUGGAGAUGAUGGCGGCGGCACGCGACGGGGUGGAGGAGAACAGUCCCCUCAUGUACCACAUCUCGCUCGUCGACCUUCUGGCCGCCUGCGCCGAGGGCAAGAACGUAUACACCGAGAUCAAAUGCACGUCUCUCCUGCCUCUGGAGGACGUGGUGUCCGUGGUGACGCAUGAGGACUGCAUCACUGAGGUGAAGAUCGCGUACGUGAACUUUGUCAAUCACUGCUACGUGGACACAGAGGUGGAGAUGAAGGAGAUCUACACCAGCAACCACAUCUGGACGCUCUUCGAGAACUUCACCCUGGACAUGGCCAGGGUGUGUAAGAAGCGGGAGAAGCGCAUCGCGGACCCCACCCUGGAGAAGUACGUGCUCACCGUGGUCCUGGACACCAUCACCGCCUUCUUCAGCUCCCCUUUCUCGGAGAAUAGCACGUCCCUGCAGACCCACCAGACCAUCGUGGUGCAGCUGCUGCAGUCGACCAUGCGCCUGUUGGAAUGCCCGUGGCUCCAGCAGCAGCACAAAGGCUCAGUGGAGACAUGCAUCCGCACGCUGGCUAUGGUCGCCAAGAGCCGGGCCAUCGCCCUGCCCAUGGACCUGGACUCCCACGUCAGCUCCCUGCUCAACAGCAGCGCCAGCUGUGCCGUCCAGAGGAACGCCGCCAGCUACAAGACGGCCACCCGCACCUUCCCCCGCGUCUCCACGCCCGCCAACCAGUGGGACUACAAGAACAUCAUCGAGAAGCUGCAGGACAUCAUCAACACCCUGGAGGAGCGGCUGCAGCCUCUGGUGGAGGCCGAGCUGUCCGUGCUGGUGGACGUGCUCCAUCGGCCGGAGCUGCUCUUCCUGGAGGGGACGGACGCCUAUCAGCGCUGCGAGAGCGGGGGCUUCCUGUCCAAGCUCAUCCAACACUCCAAGGACCUGAUGGAGUCAGAGGAGAAGCUGUGCAUCAAGGUGCUAAGGACCCUGCAACAGAUGCUGGUGAAGAAGAGCCAGUAUGGGGACAGGGGGAACACCCUGCGGAAGAUGCUGCUCAACAACUAUCUGCAGAACCGAAAAUCCAGCUCCAAGGGCGAGAUUCCCGAUCCCUCCGGAAGUGGCCAAGACCAGGACUGGGCUCUCGUUGCUGCCACCCAGUGCCGCCUGGACAAGGAGGGGGCCACCAAGCUGGUGUCGGACCUCAUCAUGAGCACCAAGAACGAGAAAAUCUUCCAGGAGAGCAUCGGGCUGGCCAUCCGCCUGCUGGAUGGGGGCAACACCGAGAUCCAGAAAUCUUUCUAUAACCUCAUGAUGAGCGACAAGAAGUCGGAGAGGUUUUUCAAGGUCCUGCACGAGCGGAUGAAGAGGGCGCAGCAGGAGACUAAGUCCACCGUGUCCGUGAACAUGAGUGACCUCGGCAGCCAGCCCCGGGAGGGCCGCGACCCCGGGGACCCCGGAGAGCAAGCCCACAAAGGGCGUGUGCCCCACUUCCCUCUGCCCAGCUCUCUGUCCCGCUACUCCUUGAGCCUCAGCUUCCGCAAGGGCCACGAGGCCGGCCAGCGCGGGCAGAGCCACGAGAUGGGCAUGUCGGUCCUCAUCAUGCAGCCCAUCCUGCGCUUCCUGCAGCUGCUGUGCGAGAACCACAACCGGGAUCUCCAGAAUUUCCUGCGUUGCCAGAACAACAAAACCAACUACAACUUGGUGUGUGAGACGCUGCAGUUCCUGGACAUCAUGUGCGGCAGUACGACCGGAGGCCUGGGGCUGCUGGGGCUCUACAUCAACGAGGAUAACGUGGCCCUCAUCCUGCAGACUCUGGAGACCCUCACCGAGUACUGCCAGGGCCCCUGCCACGAGAACCAGAGCUGCAUAGUGACUCACGAGUCCAACGGCAUCGACAUCAUCACGGCCCUGAUCCUGAAUGACAUCAGCCCGCUCUGCAAGUAUCGCAUGGACCUCGUGCUCCAGCUCAAGGACAACGCAUCCAAGCUGCUGCUGGCCCUGAUGGAGAGCCGGCACGACGGCGAGAACGCCGAGCGCAUCCUCAUCAGCCUGCGGCCUCAGGAACUGGUGGACGUGAUCAAGAAGGCCUAUCUGCAGGAGGAGGAGUGUGAGAACUCCGAGGUCUCUCCCCGUGAAGUGGGGCAUAACAUCUACAUCCUGGCCCUGCAGCUCUCCCGCCACAACAAGACACUGCAGCACCUGCUGAAGCCCGUGAAGCGAAUCCAGGAAGAGGAAGAGGAGGGCAUCUCGUCCAUGCUCAGCCUCAACAACAAGCAGCUGUCGCAGAUGCUCAAGUCCACGGCCCCAGCCCAGGAGGAGGAAGACGACCCACUGGCCUACUAUGAGAACCACACGUCCCAGAUCGAGAUCGUGCGUCAGGACCGCAGCAUGGAGCAGAUCGUGUUCCCGGUGCCCGGCAUCUGCGAGUUCCUGACGGAGGAGACCAAGCACCGACUGUUCACCACCACGGAGCAGGACGAGCAGGGCAGUAAAGUCAGCGACUUCUUCGACCAGUCGUCGUUCCUGCACAACGAGAUGGAGUGGCAGAGGAAGCUGCGCAGCAUGCCGCUGAUCUACUGGUUCUCUCGCCGGAUGACUCUGUGGGGCAGCAUCUCCUUCAACCUGGCCGUCUUCAUCAACAUCAUCAUCGCCUUCUUCUACCCCUACGUGGAGGGGGCUUCCACUGGCGUGCUGGGCUCCCCACUCAUCUCCCUGCUCUUCUGGAUCCUCAUCUGCUUCUCCGUCGCGGCCCUGUUCACCAAGCGCUACAGCAUCCGGCCCCUGAUCGUGGCCCUGAUCCUGCGCUCCAUCUACUACCUGGGCAUCGGUCCCACCCUCAACAUCCUGGGAGCUCUCAAUCUGACGAACAAGAUCGUGUUUGUGGUGAGCUUCGUGGGCAACCGCGGCACCUUCAUCCGGGGGUACAAGGCCAUGGUCAUGGACAUGGAGUUUCUCUACCACGUCGGCUACAUCCUUACCAGCGUCCUGGGCAUCUUCGCCCAUGAGCUUUUCUACAGCAUUCUGCUCUUUGACCUGAUCUACCGCGAGGAGACCCUGUUCAACGUGAUCAAGAGCGUCACCCGCAACGGCCGGUCCAUCCUGCUGACCGCCCUGCUGGCCCUCAUCCUGGUCUACCUCUUCUCCAUCGUCGGCUUCCUCUUCCUCAAGGACGACUUCAUCCUGGAGGUGGAUCGGCUCCCUGACAACAAGUCCAAAGCCAGCCCCCUGGGAAUGCCCCAUGGCUCGGCGGCCUUCGGGGACACGUGCGGCGCGGACCGGGUCGGCUGUUCCAGUGGCAUCUCUGUGCCCGAGGCUCAGGAAGAGGAGGAUGAGGGCGGCACGGAGCGAGCCUGCGACACCCUGCUCAUGUGCAUCGUCACGGUGAUGAACCACGGGCUGCGCAACGGCGGGGGCGUCGGGGACAUCCUCCGCAAGCCGUCCAAAGACGAGUCCCUGUUCCCCGCCCGGGUCAUCUACGACCUCUUGUUCUUCUUCAUCGUCAUCAUCAUCGUUCUGAACCUCAUCUUCGGGGUCAUCAUUGACACCUUUGCCGACUUGAGGAGCGAGAAGCAGAAGAAGGAGGAGAUCCUCAAAACCACGUGCUUCAUCUGUGGUCUGGAGAGGGACAAGUUUGACAACAAAACAGUGUCCUUCGAGGAGCACAUCAAAUUCGAGCACAACAUGUGGAACUACCUGUAUUUCAUCGUGCUCGUGCGUGUGAAGAAUAAGACCGACUACACAGGCCCCGAGAGCUACGUGGCCCAGAUGAUCAAGAACAAGAACCUGGACUGGUUCCCGCGCAUGCGAGCCAUGUCGCUGGUCAGCAACGAGGGCGAAGGCGAGCAGAAUGAAAUCCGCAGCCUGCAGGACAAGCUCAACUCCACCAUGAAGCUGGUGUCUCACCUCACCUCGCAGCUCAAUGAGCUCAAGGAGCAGAUGACGGAGCAAAGGAAGCGCAGGCAGAGGAUGGGCUUCGUGGACGUCCAGAACUGCAUGAGCCGCUGAGACCCAACUGUCCUCCCCUCAGCGGGGAGACCUGCCGCGCCCCCAACCCCCGAGGGCUCCUGGACACCCACGCCCGGCUUGGAAGCCACUGCUCUGCGGCCCCGCCGAGGAUCGGCCGCCUCCGGCGGGGUCAGGCUCCGCGCCACUCUCCCCCGACGUGGGGCCGGGCCUCCGGGGGUGGAAGGGGGCCGGGACCGGGUUCCCCUUCCUGGACCGUUCACUCCGUCCCUGCCUUGGAGCAAGAGGAACGUGGCACUCGUUUCCCUGUGGCCCUAACAUUGGUUCGAAGGGCUUUUUACUCCUUUACGUGGGGGAGCUCACCCCGGCCUUCACGCACUACAUCCCGGGAGCCUAGCUAGCCCCGGUACCGUUACCGGCCACCUUCGGGCUUCGUCCCGUAAUUUAUUCCACGGAUGCCGCCUGACGCCCGCCCGGGCUCUUGGGGCCCCAGACCCGCGGCCGAGGCGUCAGGCCCCCGGCCUACCACCGCCCGCCCCCGGCCGCCGGGAGCCGCCGGGCCGGAAGCCGUCAGGUGCGGAUUCGUCGCCGCCCCGCAGCGGGGUGCGUCGGAGAUGACGGGGACGACCGAGGCUGUGGUUCACGGGGCCGUCUCUGGUCAGGAAGACGCUUCCUCUGAGUCGAGGCGGGGCCUGCAGGUGCCGGGCCGGCUUGCUGUGAAGGGUGGUUUGGGGUUUUUUUUUUCCUUCCCUUCUCUGGGGUGACGUUUUACAAAUUUCUAUGGCUGAGAACUAAUACGUUAAUCGCCUUAAAUAAAUUUAAAUUCGAAUCCU